Molecule: messenger RNA, 414 nt
Organism: Parnassius apollo (apollo)
Lineage: Eukaryota; Metazoa; Arthropoda; Insecta; Lepidoptera; Papilionidae
Source: the annotation of a GenBank genome assembly
AUGCAACAAGGUAAUGCUAAUGAAGUACGAAUUCAAGUUGAGGAAGCUUACGAAUAUUCUAAAAAGCUACAAGACCCAGAACAAGUACAGCCCUUCCUCAGUAAAUGUGCCGAGAUGGCCUCAGAUGCUGUUACAACAGAUGAACGUAAAGCUAUUGAGCAAAGAGAGAGACAAAUUGUAAGAAUAAUGGAUGAGUCUCAACGCGUAGAAACUCAAGUAUUAUUUAAGCGUAUGUCUACAGUGCCAAAAGGACGAAGAUUCUCUGUGUUACCACAAAAGCAGGAAGGUGUGGAUUUAAAAUCAGAGCGACGACGUCGACGUCAGCGAGGUCUAUCUGUAAUACCUGGACCAGAGAAAACUUUAGCCCCAACACCAAAAUCGAAUACUCCUGGGUUUCAAAUAUUUGAUGUGUAA